Penicillium diatomitis is the source of this 333-nucleotide messenger RNA. RefSeq lists its product as uncharacterized. The transcript has a single exon. The record is from RefSeq and is a predicted model, not a curated record. NCBI's taxonomy places the organism in Eukaryota, Fungi, Ascomycota, Eurotiomycetes, Eurotiales, Aspergillaceae. The coding region runs from base 1 to 333 and encodes 110 amino acids.
AUGUUCCGCGCCCGUUCGUGGCGGGGACGUUGUCUGGAAUGUGUCGCGGAGAGGGUGCAGCAGACAGAAAUCAACAAUAAGAAGGACGGCGAGGAAGCCCAUCACCGUCUGCUCCGGCUGAUCACCGAUUUCACCGACAGUGCAACGCUGCAAUUUAACGAAGUCAAGACCUUCUUACGACCACCCAUUGAUUCUGGAUCCCUCCAUCUCGAUCUCGCCCUUUCCAUCGGAUUAGCCUCAUCAUCGUGCUCACCCUCCUCCAUCCGUGCCAUCCGUGUGUGUCGGAUCUGCUGUCGUGGCCUCGAGAACCCAGACCGAGACGCCCAGUCCUGA